AUGUCAACGAUAGCUUAUUGUUGUGUUUCGACGAGGCAAUUUGUAUGUUUAUUUAUUUUUACAUUUAAUAUAGUAAUAACCGUGAAAAAAGAUAAAGACCGCAAAAUAAUAAUUAAUUUGAAUUAAUCCUCUUCUUUUCGUAGAUUUAAGUAUUUAAUAUGACCGACUACUAUUAAAAUUCCGUAGUGAUAAGAGUGUUAUCACAACUGUUUAACUCCAACCCUGAAGGCCCGGGAUCCGAUAAUUUUGUGUGUAAUACAACUUUCACAACCAUGACUUCUGUGUACGAGAUAUCUGACGACGAUGAUAGUUUCUGCGAGCUGGGAACAGUGCCACAAAAAGAAUUAUCAAGUGGUGAAACUACUGUCAUACUUAGUGAUGAAGAAUGUGCCGAAAUUACAAUGAUAACAGAAGAAGACAUUUCUUCUGACGACGAUGAAUUACCUAAUGUUGAUUUGGGCAAGAAAAGGUCUGAGGUUAUUAAGAAAUUAUUUCCAACAAAAAAUACAAACCAAUCAAAACAAAAUAUGUUUUCUUCAAUGCAGAAAGUGAUUCCCAAACCCAAACCAUUGAAUAGUGAAGAUUUUAACUCUAAAACAGCGUCGUCUACUUCCAUGAUCUCUCCAGUAAAGCCCAAAGAGCCAGGGUUUGAGAAAAUGAUAGGUGGUGUCACUGUCAACCUGCCUGUUGAACCUUAUGGCUGCCAGAUAGCCCUGAUGUCCAAGGUGAUAACUGCAAUAAAGAAAAAACAAAACUGUUUGCUGGAAAGUCCCACAGGGACCGGGAAGACUUUAGCUUUGUUAUGCAGUGCUCUGGCCUGGCAACAUGCAGAACGAUGUCGGAAAGGCACGAUGCAGGCACAGGAGUACUUCUCCCACUACCCGGAGCUGAGCGAGGUGGACAGAGCCACACAGCUCAUCGGCAGCCCGGAGAAACUGCCCUUUGACAACUUCACCCGAAGUGUCUUCGGUGAGAAGAGUAUCUACGACGAGCCUAACACGCAUGCAACCGACAGAAUUAUACUAAAACAAAACCAACACUUUGGAAAAGGAGAUGAGAAUACAUAUUGGAAUGGUACGGUUGUAUGCAGCGGUGGCAAGAGGCAGGAACCUUUGCAGGAGCUUAAUGAAUCGCCCGACAACUUAGUGAAGAUUCACCCGAAACGGCAGAAACUGAAUCCGUAUGAAACGGGAGAAGGUCCGUCAACUCCAUUGAAGCCCAAGUUCACCCCACCGUCCACACCGACCAAACCCAUCAACCAACCCGCGCCAGAAACACCGGAGCAAAUCAAAAAGCUCUAUAGCCUGAUGUCGAGCCUGCGACUCAGGACCGGCACGCUUGUUGAUUGCAGCAUCCCCACUAUAUACUACGGCGCCAGGACACACAAGCAACUGCAGCAGGUCAUCAAGGAGUUCAAGAGGACCUCUUACUGCGGGGAGGUGAAGAUGAGCGUGCUGUCCAGUAGGGAAUACAGCUGUAUACGGGAUUACGAUCGCGCGCAGUGGACGUCUAAGAAUGAUAUGUGCAGGGAAUGUAUUAAGCCCAAAUCAUCAAAAACCCUAGAGAGCAACUGCAGCUUCUACGACAACCGCGCGGCGCUGAGGCACGAUUCCCUCCCGCCGGCCUUCGACCUGGAGGAGCUGGUGAGUGCGGGCCGCGAACGCCGCGCCUGCGCGCACUACGCGGCGCGCGCGCUCGCCUCCGCCGCGCAGCUUGUGUUCUGCCCGUACAACUACCUCAUCGAGCCCAGCAUCAGGAGCAGUAUGCAAAUCGACCUGGAGGACAACAUCGUGAUAGUGGACGAGGCGCACAACAUCGAAGACAUAUGCCGGGACGCGGCUUCGCUCAGCUUCACACGGGACCAUAUCUUAAAUGCCUUGAAAGAGUUGGGCCCGGUGUCAGAGAGUCGCUAUCAGAACGGCGACAGCCAGAUCUACGUGAUUAAAAUCAUUCAAACUCUCAAUAAUUGGGAUUACUGGUUCGCGAACCAAUCGAAGCUGCUGGCAGGCAAAGCCGUGACCAACAACGAGGUAGAUCACGUGUGGGAACCGGAGCAUUUUGUGCAGACGCUGAACAACCACAAUAUUGGACCAAAACAGUACAACGAGUUCAAAGAGAGCGCGGAGCUGUUGUGCCGCAAGCUGCGCGAGGAGCCGCGGGCGCUGCGCGUGAGGCAGGCCAGCGCCGCUCUCCUCGACGAGAUCAAGACCGUGCUUGGUUACUUAUUUCUGUUUGAUGGCAAGUUCAUGAACGACUUCACCCCGGCGCUGGUGAAGACUGUGACGUGGGAGGCCGAGCACCAGACGGGCUUGUGGCGGCGGACCUCACAGUCUGAAAAAGUAGAAGAAAAGAGAGUAGAAAAAGAGACGCUAGAACUCCGGUUGAUGUGUAUGAACCCCGCCAUCGUGUUCGCGGGCCUGAAGGCGGCGCGCUGCGUGCUGCUGGCCUCGGGGACGCUGACGCCGCUCCACAGCCUGUACUCGGAGCUGGACACGGAGUUCCCGCUCAAAGUCAGCCCGAAUCACGUCAUACCUAAGGAGAGGGUAUGGGUGGGGACGUUGACAACGGGCCCGGACGGCCAGCCGCUCCAGUGUAAAAGCAAUGACACGUCGCAAGUCGCAGUACAGGAUUCCCUAGGCAAGACCAUUACAUGGGUGUGCAGGGUCACGCCCAAUGGCGUACUGUGCUUCCUACCUUCUUAUAGGCUGAUGGACCAGUUGGAGAAAAGAUGGCGCGAAAAUGGCAUGUGGAAUGAACUGAAUCAACUGAAACACGUUUUCGUCGAGAGCCGAAAUGUGAAAGACCAUAAUGAGACUAUGGAAGAUUAUUACAAGUACGUGGACACGAACAAGGGCGCCAUUUUGUUCGCGGUGUUCCGCGGGAAGGUGUCUGAAGGGAUGGAUUUCAAGGACCAGCAGGCCAGGGCCGUCGUCACGAUCGGUAUCCCUUACCCGAACAUGUUCGACCGGGCCGUGCAAGCCAAGGUGAAGUAUAACGACAAAUACUCCAGGACGAGGAAUCUGCUGCCCAGGGGAGAGUGGCUGCUAGUGCAGGCCUACAGGGCGCUGAACCAGGCGGUGGGGCGCUGCGUGCGGCACCGCGCGGACUGGGGCGCCGUGCUGCUGGUGGACGCGCGCUUCCUGCAGACGAACUACACGCAGCACCUCUCCGGCUGGCUCAAGGCUCUACUGGGCAAAAAUCACUUCACCUUCGACCGACUGGUGAACAGCGCCGAUAGCCUGGAGUCCUUCAUGCAGACCAUGAGUCUAGAAGAAAUCGAAGACGUUAGCUAGCAUCGGUACACGCCUAUGCAAUAGACUUAAAAUCCUGUCAAGUGCUUUUUUUUUUACUCAAAUCUAUAAAAAUUUUAGUAAAACAAAAGCUUAAUGUUAUAACGAAAAACACAUUAUAAAAAUAAUCCUAGUCCCUGUAUGCGUUUAGUGUGGUUAAUUUAUUAUAACAUAAUUUUAAGUUUAUUAUUUGUAUAAUUUAAUCAAUUUUAAUCCGUGACUACGAUACAAUUCCGUUACAUCAUUUUGCUUAAUUUCAAUUUUAGUAUAUCCAUGAACAUAGACAUAAUAAAUAUCUACUAAGUACAUAUUUUCCUAAACAUUUUAUACAAAUCUGUAAUGGACAUCUCGACAAAAGUAGUACUAAUUGAAAGUUGAUAAAAUUAAAAAGCAUCAACCCGAGUGAAUUUAAUUAGGAAAUAUUAAGUUAAACUGGAAUAUGGGAUAAAAAUAAGGUGCUCGCACAUUAUUCGAUCGUUUUCCCGAAGUGCUGUGCCACGUUUUGUUGUGAUAAAUAAAGAAAAUAUUUUCUGAUUAA
Messenger RNA from Plodia interpunctella (Indianmeal moth), 3828 nucleotides. RefSeq names its product Fanconi anemia group J protein homolog. Gene Ontology annotation, biological process: nucleotide-excision repair; double-strand break repair involved in meiotic recombination. The coding region runs from base 273 to 3293 and encodes 1006 amino acids. The transcript has 21 exons. Gene Ontology annotation, cellular component: nucleus. The record is from RefSeq and is a predicted model, not a curated record. NCBI's taxonomy places the organism in Eukaryota, Metazoa, Arthropoda, Insecta, Lepidoptera, Pyralidae. Gene Ontology annotation, molecular function: ATP binding; hydrolase activity, acting on acid anhydrides, in phosphorus-containing anhydrides; DNA binding.